Auanema sp. JU1783 is the source of this 684-nucleotide messenger RNA. The record is from the annotation of a GenBank genome assembly. NCBI's taxonomy places the organism in Eukaryota, Metazoa, Nematoda, Chromadorea, Rhabditida, Rhabditidae.
AUGAAAAUCAACAAUGAAGGAUGGACUCCAUUGGAGUCCAAUGCUGCUACUUUCAACAUGUUCCUUUCCAAAACUGGGGUGAAAGGAGUAGAAUGCAUCGACGUUUUCUCUUUCGAUGAUGAGGUCAUACAAUUCGUUCCCAAACCUCAACUGGCGAUAAUAUUCUGCUUUCCUGAUUACAAGAUGAUUGAGAAAAUCCUAAACCCACUCUAUGAGGAACUUCGGAAAGAAGGCAAGAUGGAUUUCCCAGAAGUUUUUUUCAUGAAGCAGAAAGUUGCACACACUGACAGUGUCUUUGCUCUGUUUCAUGCAAUCGCCAAUCUCGAGCAAAUUGUUGACACAGGAAACGAAUCCUUUGCUCAGUGGCUCCAACAAGCAAAAGCUACCAGCAUUGAUGAUAGAGCUGACCUGCUUCACAAAAGUGAAGCACUGGCAGAAGCUUAUGCUGAAACUGUUCAACGUGAGGAUAGUCCUCAGUCUGAGAAAGAAGAGCGUCAUUUCAUUUGCUAUGUGAACAAGAACGGAAACCUAUAUGAACUCGAUUCUCGAGCUCCUUUCCCACGGCUAAUUGGAACAACUUCAACCGACACACUUGUCAAAGAUGCUGGAGAAGCUUGCAAAGGAUUGAUCAAAAGAUUCAAAAAAACCAACCUAUCUGCUAUGGCGUUGAUAAAAACUCUCUAA